Molecule: messenger RNA, 4814 nt
Organism: Anguilla rostrata (American eel)
Lineage: Eukaryota; Metazoa; Chordata; Actinopteri; Anguilliformes; Anguillidae
Product: ataxin-7-like protein 3
Exons: 15
Coding region: 1440-2522 (360 amino acids)
Biological process (GO): regulation of transcription by RNA polymerase II; positive regulation of DNA-templated transcription
Cellular component (GO): DUBm complex; SAGA complex
Molecular function (GO): transcription coactivator activity
Source: RefSeq, a predicted model, not a curated record
UCUGUUUCUGCAAUGAGUGGGAUAUCGUAGAUUCCAUGCGAUUUGAUUUGACCAGCGUUUGGCUUUUUCUGAACCCCUUGGAUCAAAUCAGACGCAGCUACUUAAUUUGUAUUCCGUUUGAAUGAUAUUAUAAUUGAUUUAACCAUCUCCGUAUAUGUCUUAUUCCAAUAUCCGUAGGUUUUUCGGUAUCUUUAUGAAUUGUGGUAGGACUACCUGGGUUACUUCGCCUAAUUUUCUCGCUAGCUCGUUGCUAACUAGCCUAAUUAUCCGUGAUACAUAAUACCCAUACACCGCUAGGUGUCCAUCCGAGUAACGAAAUAUGGUUUUUGAAUUAACAAGAAAACGUACAAUUUAGUUCGCUAGUUAACUGCCUUAUUUGAUUGUGACGAUAAAAAAUGUUUUUGGGUACAUGUGCCUGGAUAUUGGGGUUUUGAAUGUGUAUGUGUCGUUUUACUAAAGUCAUUAGCAAGAAACAUCUAAUUUACGUUUACAUGGUAGCUACAAAUGUACAACGUUCCACUAUCCCGUCUUCACUAGCCUAUUUCUUUUCUAACACGAAGUGUAGCCUAUCCGCAUUUGAACAACUGACGUCAUACAACAGGAAAACGGUACGAAAACUACAAUCGGUCUUUAGCGCCAUGUAACCAAACAGUCACACAACUGAGAGAAACUCGCCAAACCCCUUCGUAGAUAAUUGGCGAAUAGCUUACUACUUGCAUUGCAAUUGGUUAGAUCGCACGUCAAUUCAAUUAUUAUCCACUCUAUCUACUCGAGAGACUAUUGCCUCGUUGCUAUAGAAUAGUUGUAUUUCAUUAAGUCUUAUUUUCCCUAGUUUCCAUUUCGCGAACCGUUUAUUUAUUAUGUGAUUAAUAAAUAAUACGCAAUGAGCGAUAAUUUCUAGAAGUUGUCUCGCUAGCCGAGGAAAGUAGCAUGGGCCAGUGUUUGACGAUUGAUUAGUGCUGCCUGUGCCUGCAGGAGAGAAAAAUGGCAGCUGAUUCUUGAAUUGUAUUUCUUAUUACCCUUUGACAGCCUAUUGAUAAUUUCAAGAAGUGUUGUCUAACAGUACAACACAGUGAAUUUAUCUACCCACGGUUUUCGAUGUUUGGGAUGGGGUAACGGGGCGUUGAUGAGUUGGGCAGCCGCGUACGGAGCAGUGGGUAUGCCCUGUGGACGCCUGCCCCGGCCCUUUCAGCACAGGUGGCUUUAUCCUGUCCUCAACUAUUUAAAUUGAUAAUCCGGAGAAAUCACAAUGGAAUCCAACAGUUCCUGUUUUGCACCCGUUCCCAAUGAUUAAGGAACACGACAGUGGGGCGAGUGACGGCAGUAUCCACCUAACCACUGAAAUACGUGUACACUAGUGUACACUGUUUGCUGUUUCACAAGACGCUGGCUGUACUACAGUAUGUAGACGGCAGUGUUUCCCCUUUUAGUUUUUGCAAAUGAAAAUGGAGGAAAUGUCUCUGUCAGGCCUGGACAACACCAAGCUGGAGGCCAUAGCUCAUGACAUCUACUCAGACCUGGUGGAGGAUGCAUGCCUGGGCCUGUGUUUUGAGGUGCACCGGGCAGUCAAGCAAGGGUACUUCUUACUUGAUGAGACUGACCAAGAGAGCAUGAAGGACUUUGAAAUUGUGGACCAGCCAGGGGUGGACAUAUUUGGGCAGGUGUACAAUCAGUGGAAGAACAAGGAAUGUGUGUGUCCCAACUGCAGCCGCAGCAUUGCGGCCUCACGCUUUGCCCCACACCUGGAGAAGUGCCUGGGAAUGGGCCGGAACAGCAGCCGCAUCGCCAACCGCAGAAUAGCCAGCAGCAACAAUAUGAAUAAAUCAGAGAGUGACCAGGAGGACAACGAUGACAUCAAUGACAAUGACUGGUCAUACGGGUCAGAAAAGAAAGCCAAGAAGAGAAAGUCAGAUAAGAAUCCAAAUUCUCCCAGAAGAUCAAAAUCCUUAAAACAUAAAAAUGGGGAAAUCAGUAGCAGCGUCAACGCUGACCCCUACAAGUACAACUAUAACUCGGGCAUCAAUUACGAAACCUUGGGGCCGGAGGAACUGAGGUCUUUGCUAACGACGCAAUGUGGUGUGAUAUCAGAGCAUACCAAGAAGAUGUGCACACGGUCACUGCGGUGUCCCCAGCACACGGACGAGCAGAGGAGGACCGUGCGGGUGUUCCUCCUGGGGCCAGCCGCGUCGGCGCUGCCCGAUAUGGAUGGGGUUGAGGAGAGUGAUGGGUACGAUGCCCCCGAUGGACAGGCACUGAUGAGCCGUCUACACUGGGAUGGGUCUUCAGACAUCUCCCCCUCUGAUUCGGCCUCCUCGAAAGCAAGCACCAACAAUUCUGACUCCAAAAAGCCUAAGAAGAAGAAGCCGUCUCUGGGUCUGAACAGUGCUGGAGGAGGCGGAGGCGGGGGCGUUGGUGGGGGCGGAAGCAGCUGCUCGCAAGGAGGCCUGGGCCCCUCAAACCGAAAGAAAAAACCCAAACUGGCCACGGCCCCCAGCACCAGCAUCUACGAUGACAUGAACUAGCAUGCGCACCACCCUCCUUACCCCUCCCCACCCCAGCACAGCACUUGCUCGAGACCCGAGGUGGGCGUGGACGAGUGUGGCAGCGACGGCCAAGCAAGGUUUUUAUCUACAUCCUGACCUCCGACCCCUUAAGGCACAUGAAAACCCACCUCUUCCAUUCUGCAACAUUGUUCACUGUCACCACCUGUUUACCUAACAGUAGCCAGACACCCCCACAAGGAAGCCACACUUCUUACUUCAUGUCCUGUGGAAUUCCAUCCUGACAGAAACACAGGCGGAAGGGGGAGGUGGGGGUUGUUGUAGAUGUGUUUCCACCUUGGGUCACACUAGAUCAAAUCACUGGGGGUAAUGAGUGUACUGUCCAGACCUGGAUUCACAGGAGGUUCCUCAAGUUGUAGAUCUGAAUUAGGUCUUGUCUGGCAUCUCGCUGAAACAGUGAGAAUGUGUAUCUGCACAGGGGGAAACUACAGUUCGAAACGAGAACCAUUCAAACACGCUGGUUCUGAAUCCGCCUCCUUGCACGGGUUAUUAUCCAUAAUGUACCAAUGGCGUUUUCUCUGUGUUUUUAUUUCUACUUUUUUUUGUAAGACAUGGAAGUAAUUCUGGAAAAGGUGAAUGGAUGUGAACAGUUCACAAAGGGACAGUUUUAAUCUCAUGACCAUUGGAUCAUUCCUUAAGAUACAAUCAUUGUGCUUUUCAUUUCGAUUGCACUGUUUCAAAGUGUAGGACCAAUCCAAAAUACUGAUGGCAUUGAAACUCAUUAAGCUGAUGUUUUGUUAUACCUUUAUUUUUUUUUGUUGAUGUUUUGAAAUGAGAAAGAAACCCUAAGACUCAACUCAGCGUGGUGCUGUUAGUAUCCCUGGGGCCGCUGGACGAGGCGGUCCAAGAAAGCGCGGCACAAAAGCUUUCGUACUUUGCCAUUGGCCGUACAUAAGCGUCCUCCAACGGGAAUGCUGAUGCGUGGUAGGUGAGUGUGGCCAUUUGGGACAACGUGUUGCACAUAGGUGUUUGAGGACUCGGUGUGCGAGUGUACCAUUGAGUGUCUGUGAAGCUGCUUUUGGUUUGCAUGUCGGUGUGUGCGCGCGUGCAGGUUUACAUGCAUGUCUCUGAGCAUGCCGUUGUACGUGUGCGUGUAUUUGGGUCAUCCAUACGCAUCUGUAAGGGUGCCGCUGUGUAUGUGUACGUGUGAGAGUAUUUGGAGGUUUACGUGUACCAGUGUAAUCUGAUUAUGCCACUGUUUGGAUGUCUGUGAGAAGGUGUGGUGGUAUUCGUGUACCUGUGGGUGAGCGUAUUGGUGUGUCUGCACUUAUAGGUGUGUAUGGGUAUUGUGGUUUUUGUGCCUACCCGUGUGUGCGCGUGUAAAAGAAUCAUGAAUCACUAUUUUGACACACGCAGUCUCACCACUGCUUAUUGCAAAAUAAUGUUACACAGUAGUCUGCAUCAACUUGCUUUGUGCAUAAUGCGUCUCAAAAAUGAUCAGCGUUAAAACACUUGUGCUUGUGCACAUUGCUGGAAGUUUAAUGCUGUGUCUCUAUACCUCAAGUUUGAGAACGUUGACAUGAUCACUGUAGCAUGAAACUGCGUUUUUUUCUGAGUAAUCUUCCCCAGGGUUCUGUGGUACCAAAAGGAAAUGCCUUUCUCCCUUUGUAAUUCAGUUCAUAGUCUCUCAUUGCUGCAAACAAGAGACUAGCCUUUUUGUUUUACAAAUGCAUUACACUCACUAUUUCUUUCAGCCACCCAGGCUGCAGAAGUGCAGCCUAUUAUGGGCUUUUGGUUUUGGCUUUAGGGCAAAAGGAUAUUUUUCUCAAAAAUAAUUGUGUGCGAUUAUAGCAGGCUGGUCAGGUUUUCAUGUAAUGAGUUUGUCUGUAGUUGCCCCUUUCAAAGACGUUUAUUGAAAUGACAUUUUUUGACUUUAAACACAGCUAAAUCAAAGCUGAGAACUUGUUUUUUUUAAGGCACUAUGCCUUGAAGGGACUAUUUGGCCAGAAGAAUGGGGAAGGCCUCUGUGUUAGCGAUGCUUACUGUGUGUUGCUUGGCGACGUGACGUGACGAGUUCCGUCACCUCACCCUGGUCUCAAGUCUAUAUGAUGGUAUUGGAAGCGAGACCAAAAAACAGCCGAUGUGAAACAAGGCUUCCCCCCCCUCCCCCGCACACACAUGAGUAUGUGCAUGUGUUUGUGUGUAUACGGACUCCAUGAUGUACAGCCAGCUUAUUUGUUCAAAGAAAUUUUUGAUUUGUCUCAUAGUGUACUGUGGAUGCCUUUUCAUGUAAAUAAAAUCAAGUGUCCGUCA